Effrenium voratum is the source of this 486-nucleotide messenger RNA. Lineage: Eukaryota; Dinophyceae; Suessiales; Symbiodiniaceae. The record is from the annotation of a GenBank genome assembly.
AUGCGAGAGGAGCGAGCCUUCGUGCCUUCUGCGCGGCCGCCGCUGCCCCGCGAAGCUCGCGUGAGGAGAUCCCGUCAGAGCUCAUCCCGGCGCUGCGACAGCGCGCCCCCCGGGGACGCAGGUGGCGGUGAAACGCCUGCACGCGAGGCUGCCUUUGAAACCUGGAGGCGGGUGCUGUCGAGGCUGGACUUUGGCGCAGGAGGCCAUGGAAGCGUCCGGGUCUCCGAGUUCGCCGAGUUCCGGCCGCUGGCAGGUGAGCGGGAAGCCUACGGCCGACCCGCGAACAAGAGGGACUUGGGCCACAGAUGUUACCACUGUCGGCGGCCCUUCAGCCUGUUGGGCGCGGAGCUGGUGGCGGAAUUGCAAGGAGGCCCCACCCAAAGGUAUCACCCUGAGUGCUGGCGUCCUUCUCGACGGCGCGCGCCUUUGAGGAGGAGGCACACCACAGAUGAAGGCGCGCCCUUUGCGACCGCGAGGGGGACUUAG